AUGAGAACCUUACUUCAAGAAGAAGACUCCGACAAACUUCUCCGAUCACCCGCUACAUCUUCACCUUUCGACUCGUCCUUAGUCCUCACCGUCCUCGUCCUCCUCACCGUCCUCUUUUUCAUGGCUUUUUUCUCCCUCUACAUCCGCCGCUUCUCCUCAGUCACCGACUCCGGAGACUCCGAAGCUGGUAACUCUACACCACGUUUACAUAAACGCGGUGGAGUAGAUGUCUCCACCGUACAGUCACUACCCAUCGUACAGUACGGUGGAGACUUGAAAACCUGGAACGAAUGCUCCAUAUGCUUAACGGAAUUUGAGGAGAGAGAAACGGUGAAAGUGAUCCCCUACUGCCGUCAUGGGUUCCAUCCUGUGUGCAUUGAAACAUGGCUUUCAUCGCACGGCUCUUGUCCAAUGUGUAGAUCUACUCAACUGUUUCCGGCCGUUGAUGAGGUUCGUACGGGUACCGGAUAG
Molecule: messenger RNA, 471 nt
Organism: Helianthus annuus (common sunflower)
Lineage: Eukaryota; Viridiplantae; Streptophyta; Magnoliopsida; Asterales; Asteraceae
Product: RING-H2 finger protein ATL57
Exons: 1
Coding region: 1-471 (156 amino acids)
Source: RefSeq, a predicted model, not a curated record